Dissoconium aciculare CBS 342.82 is the source of this 5786-nucleotide messenger RNA. RefSeq lists its product as uncharacterized. Bases 168 to 5786 code for a protein of 1872 amino acids. Lineage: Eukaryota; Fungi; Ascomycota; Dothideomycetes; Mycosphaerellales; Dissoconiaceae. Gene Ontology annotation, molecular function: protein binding. The transcript has 2 exons. The record is from RefSeq and is a predicted model, not a curated record.
CUAGAACGAAAAUGCAUUGAUCUUGAUGUAUUAUUGGUACCGCAUCCUCUACAGUGACUUUCGCAUGUGAUUCAGAAUUGCCCAUAUGGAAAAUUGAGAGUCGCCUUCCAUCUCUAUCUCCUCCGUUCUACGUGCGGCCUGCGAUACCGCCAAUUCCCACAUCCGACAUGUCGCAAAAUGUUGCACCUUGGCUGCAAGGCCUCGACGCCGAUAUCACUUGGGACGCUCCGGUCAAGAUCUCAUCUGCUAGUCACGACGCGUCCGCGCUCACCGGACAAGUGGACAUUGCGAACAAUUCUUUACGCCGAGUUUCGCGACGAAGCUCGAAUGGCUCCCGAACGAUGGGCUCGGUCAUGCGAACAUCGGUGCAACGCAAACGCAGCCCUUUGACGGCAAUAAGUGGAAACGACCACGCCGCAGAUUCGGAGAAUUGGGGCACAACAAAACUUGGCGGUGUCGGAUCCGCAUCUACAGCCUCGUCUGGAUCUGUACUACAAUAUGGUACUGUUCAGCAGCGCCCAAAAAGUGCAUCUCCUCCAAAGAAACAGGAAACUUUAGAAUGGAAGAGGAGGCUCAUGCGUGGGCAGCUUGGCUAUGGCGAUCAGACCGAUCUGUUUGGUCCUUCCGGCUUGGAGAAUAUUUUCGCACAACCGCAAGGGGCUGCCGGUGGAACAAGGAGCGAAAACAAAAGCAAAAUGGCGUGGACGGAUCGAAAUGCCAAGCUCGCCAUACCCUCUAGUCCACCUAUCUGGAACGCUCCCUCAGCAAACAGUCGUGAGCAUUGCGAGGAGUCUGUUCACAGGUCCGAGGUCGACCAGGAUAACGUGCAGAGGGCGGAAUUUGAGGACGCAGAUUCACAAGAUCUUAGUAGCGAUCCCUUUGCGAUUGAAUCCUCAUACGAAGCGAGAACACCCCAGCUUGCGUCUACCAACAGCUCCGCCAAACGACGCGCGGGACUUGAGCCACUCGUGUUAGACAACGGUGGCGGAGAUCGCACUGUGAGCGGCCGCACGGAACUCGAGCAGGAGGAUUUCAGUCCAGUGUUUGUUUCCAAGCACACUACAACCGACGGACAAAUCGAUUAUCAAGCAUUCGAUUCACACAAAAUCUCCCAGUUUCAACAGCGAAAGGUGUCUUUGCGACAUUCCGAGCAUUACGCGACCGACGACAACCUCUUCCCGAACAUCGGAGAGGGCACGACUUCUCAACAGGAUGUUCUUGGAUGCAUCUCCAGUGACGAGGCGCAUGCGAAUCCCGACUUGUCCUUAUCGGAGAAUCUUCCUACUGGCACACCAGUCGUGCUACCGUUAGACAGCAACGUGCAGCUGCGGCGAGGUGGUUACUCAAAUCAAGGAUCUUUCAAAGCGCGGCCUUUGAGUUCCUCCAAUUCGGUUGCUGAGUCCGGCGAGAAGGCGGAGCAACACUCCAAAUUACCGACAAUCGCAUUUGUCGAGCCGGAUGCACAGCCGUCAACUCCGUAUCGUGGCUCGAGAACGAUUGAGCAAGCCGGAAAAUCGUCUGGAAGUCCUCUUAAACUUUUCGGCACUCAUGAUACCUUCACCAAUAACAGACUUUUGAGGCGGAUGAGUGAGCUAAACGUCAGUUCGCCUUUCCUUCAAAGUGGCGGUGAUGACAAAGAAAUGGAUGGCUCUGCCCGAAAUGAUACGGCUUCGAAGGACGCCUUGGCCGCUUCCUUCGGGAGCGGCACUCUCGACGAACAUGACUUUGAAGCCGAACUCCCUAUCGCAAGUCUGUCUGGUUCAAGGAUUGAUUUGUGCGAGAGCUCUCCUGGAUCCGAGAUCUCACCACCUGGCAGCAAAGCACCAACGAAUUUCAGGUUCGAGCACAGUCCGAUCGAGAAGCAGGCAUUUCGGCUCCGGAGUAAAAUUCCCAAGCCCCCAAAUAGCAAUCACCCAACGCCAAGGAAGGAACUGAAGACAACGGACAUUUCCCAAGCCGUAAGCAAUGUUGCCUCGAAGCGGGACAUAUUGGUCGACGGGCCUUUGAACGUCACAGCGAACGACGUGUCAAUUGUGAACAUUGUGAUUCAGAAGCCCAUGGAGCCCGGAGUCGGUGCUGGUAAAAGGCCUCCAAAUUCGCCGUGCAAAGAUUCUACACCCAAGCGUCGGCGCACUUUGCACGCGUCCGAGCUGCUUGAUGAUAGCUCGGAAUAUGGUGAAUCUAUCAUCCAACACGCACAAGACAGCGCUCAAAGCCGGAAGAGGAAAGAUGCACGCCAAGGCGACGCGACAAAUAAUGCCCAGCCCGAUGUCCUAGCUUCCCGCAAAUUGCUCCAACCACGUAGUCUCACCCCCAAACAACUACGGAGACAGCAAAUCGAGGCUGAGAUCCGGGAGGUGACCGAGGAUUUCGCCGCCCAGGAGCCGGACACGUUUGAAGCGGUGAUGGAGCAGAUCGAGUCAUCUAUGGCUUCCAACAGUCCUCCUUCGGUCCAACAGCAGGCAAGAACGGUCGCAAAUGAAGUUGCAAAAUUCACACUACGAGUACAAAAAGCGUCCGGCGAUCACGGUGAGCGCAAGCGGUCCGUGACUACUCAAGAUUUUUUUAAUGAGGCCGUGAUGGUCAUGAAGUUGAUUCGCGAAAAGGCAGCGAGGCAAUAUGCUCUCGGGAGUGUUGCCGAGUCUGACCAAGAGCGCAUGAGCAAGAGUCAGAUUGAAGACUACUCGGAUUUGGACAACUCUGCGUUGUCCGUUUCUCGGCCGCCUUCACGCGAAGGUGCCAUUCCCUGGAGGCCACGUACCUCUGAGCAGACGAACGCUAGAGUCAUAAGUCAUCUGCGAAAGUUUCAAGAGUCCGAUGACAAUGAUCCUCUCGCUCCUUCCUUCGCUGAACUGCAGCUCGACGACGAGCAGCAGGAAGAUAAUGAGCAAGAAUCAGAGAUCGUGAUUGAAGACGAAGAAUCUAACAUCCGGAUAAGGGGACCCCAUGUAAAUCAUCCAGAUGAUAUGGUCUCUCCACCGGAAUCUCAGCGCUCACAUCAAGAAGGGACCGACUCAAUUUCUACCAUAGCUUCUGCAACUGUGUCAACAGGAAGAACGCAGCAGACCAGCUCCACACGGAAAUCUGAGAAUGUUGGGACACUGGCCCCCGAUGUGGUUGCGCAUCUGAUUGGGGAACAAGUCGGCAGCAUGACCUAUGACAAACAGCGUCAACAGUGGGUCAAGCUGAAGCAUAGCCCAAAGAAAACUAAGUAUGACCAGGGUAGCUUUCUGGACAUACCGAGCAGCCUGACUGCAAGCGACGAUGACCCAUUUCGAGAGAUAUCAGAUCUUCCGGUCGACGAACAGAAAGAAGAACAGAUUCGCACUGCAAGUUACGAUUUCAAGCGGCAUCUUGACGCGCAUCGAUCCAUCUCGAACAACUUUGCAACCAUGGGCGCAUCGCAACCACCCAAACAAAUUCGCUCUGCGUCUCAGCAGUCGUAUGCAGCGCGCCCUACGACGCGCGACAGUAACAAGUCUCACCACACUUAUACGAUGACGGAUGCAACUCAUCUAACAGCGCUUGCUUCGAGUCAAGCUCCAGCUGUCGAGACCCGCGCCACAUCCUGGGCCAACGACGAUCUUGGACGACCAGAUCAGAGGAAAGCUGGGCAGCAGCAGGUAUUUUAUGAUGAUCUGGAAGACGAAUGGAGUGCGGAUGAGGACGUCGACCAGUCCACUGAGACGCAAGAAGCGAUGCGCGAGGGGCCGUUACCCACCUCAGCAGCAGAUGAAGACUUCGCCAACGAGAGCAAUGACCGAGGUCAUGACGAUGAGGUAGCCACACCAACGUUCUCAAAAACUCAACUGCAACAGAACUUCGACGAUGAGUCCGCUAUCGUUGGCGACGAAUCAAGAUUCGAUGUACUGACUUCACCGAAGCUUCGACAAUCUCCAUCUCUGCCAUCGAUGUCACGGCCUUCGAUGUUGAAGACACAGCCUCGGCAAAUAUCACUGAGGCGGAAGACAUUGACAAGCAGAUUUCAGGUUGAGCAAAGAGAGGAGCACGAAGUGUCCUUCGUCGCGAACCUGCCUGGAGAGAGGACGAUGAGUGUCUCGGUCAGCGUAACGCGGCCUGUGAUCAGCAGUGCCCCUAUGGGGCAGAUCGUUCAGAGCCUCUCCUCACCCAGCAAGCUUGACCCUAGUUUCAUGUUCAGCGAGCUUCCCGAGUUCACAAUCAGCGGCGAGGAAGAGGAGAGGCCGUCAGAGCGACAACUCGCUACUCGGCUCGCGCAACAUGCCGCUGCAGAGGUCAACGAUCGAUAUGCUCUUGCUGUCAAAGAUCUUGUGAAGACCUUGACAGAUGUCCACGAGACUGAGCUCUAUUGGGACGACGUCAAGACACUGAACCUCCACAGCCGCUCGCUGGCCUCUUUGCACGGACUGAGUGAUUUCUGCGGAGGUGUACAAUGCAUGGACGUUUCGAACAACACCUUGAACCACCUCGAUGGGGCUCCAUCUACCAUUCGCAUGCUAUGUGCCCGAAGCAACCAGCUCAGUAACCUGACUAGCUGGAACCAUCUUGCUAAUCUCCAAUACCUCGAUAUCGCAAGCAACCGACUUACCAACCUCAGUGGAAUAGCCGGACUUAUCCACUUACGCGAACUCCGUGCGGACAACAAUGAGGUCGAGAGCCUCGAUGCGUUGCACCAGAUGGAUGGCUUAUUGAAAGUCCGUCUGGGAGGAAACAAACUUGUUUCUGUUGAUUUCACCAACAGCCGCUUGCAGCGUCUCGAAGAAGUUGAUCUCUCUUCCAACCGAAUCACUUCAGUCUAUGGACUCGACAACUUGAUCGCGCUGAACCGCCUCAGACUGGACGGGAACCAGCUAGAUCGCGCGCCCGUCUUGGAGAAGGAUCUGCAGCACAUGCAGACGCUGUCUCUGCGGCAAUGUGGUCUGCAUGAGCUAGAUGUCAGCAGGAUGCCCGGGCUUCGCGUCGUCCAAGUGGACGGUAACUCUCUCCAACGCAUCGAUGGCAUGGAGACUCUCAAAUCAUUGGAUGUGGUCUCGAUUCGAAGCCAAUCCCUAGAUGAAAACGUGACCAUCGCGAUUCUCGAACAGGCCAAUCACGCACGCACCAUCAACCUCUCAGGCAACGACAUUUCGACCCUUUCGGGCCUGGUACCGCUGCUCAGCCUUCAGCACCUCGAAAUGGCUUCAGUCGGCCUGCAAGUCCUCCCAGAUGAUUUCGGCAUCCGCCUGCCCAACCUCAAGACGCUCAACCUCAACUUCAACGCCCUCCGGGACAUCCGCCCGCUCCUCAACAUCCAGCGCCUGGAACGACUCGAACUCUGCGGGAACCGCCUGGGUCGUCUCCGCAAGAGCAUCGCCACCCUCUCCCGCCUGCCGACCCUCCGCACUCUCGAUCUCCGGGACAAUCCUCUCACGCAGGGCUUCUACGCCGCCCACGGCACCGUCGCCUCGACGUCUCCACCGUCCCAGCCGCCGUCGAGCAUCGUUCCGCGGUCAUCGCACGCCCAGUCCUUCGGGCCCGAAGAUGUCCGGGACGAAGAACAUACUCUCGAAGCGACCGCCGCGGCCAAGUUCCGAUUGCCCCCCGCCGACCCCGCGGCCGACAGACAUCAUCACGCUCGCCUCGACGCCGAGACGAAACUGAGGCGACGCGUGCAUCAGGUGCUCCUGGCGACCAGCUCUCGGGACCUGACGCAGGCGGACGGCUUGCCAUUCGACAAGGAGAGUGCGAUGGUCAAGGACGAGAUUUGGACGCGGUUGAUGGAGUUGGGAAUCGUGAGGAAAUCAGGUCAAGUCGCGUCGGAGGCGUGA